AUGUCCACGGCUUAUCACCCUCCUUCGGUGGCCGAUGUCCCUGUCACCACCAUGGACGACUGCCACACCACAGAUCAAGGGUGGCUAGCCUCGGACCCGGUCGACGAGCUCAUGCGCGUCGUCGACGCCGUCCCGGCGCCGGCCCCCUCGUCGCCGUUUGCUCAGGCCACCAGCGAUAAGACCGUUGUGCCUAGAGAUUAUCCAGACCAUCACAUGCCGGCCGACAACACGUCAACGCCAGUUGGACUCCCGCGAUCGCGCCCCAGGAGCGCAACUGUCCGGAGGCACUCGUCAAUGCCCGCCCCCAACCCAGACUCGCAGACGCGACGUCGCAUCUUUGGCAUGGAGCCCACGCGAUCUGUCUCCGAUCAACUCAUCACUACCGCGGAUCAAGAAUCUUCCUCAGAUGAGACGGUGAUCCCUGCCGAGAAAGAACAGGACCAGGAAUCACCAGUCCGCCCAGCAUCACCUACAGAGUCUACCCUCACCAGCUUCACAGCUCUCACUGAGAGAACUCACGGCUCCGGCAGCUCCAGUGGCAGCGGCUCAACCAUCACUCAAGCAUCGUGGCCCAGGCGCAGAGGAAGUGAAAAGUCGCGAGCCCACGACAAGUCAUACCUCAAAACUCGUCGCCAAAGCCGCUCACCAAAGACCCAACAGCAGCUCUCCUCAUCAAACGUCUUGAGCUACCUCGAACCAGACUCACCCAACAUAACCCCUGAAGCCAUCCAGCGCUCCGUCGAGCAGUCGUCCUACUGGAGGAUGCCCGACCCCGCCGCCGCAAGCUACCAGUCGCCCUCGACGCGGAGCACAACCUCGACUGCCUCAAGCAGCUUCCAGAGCGAUGUCUUCUCCGAGAUGGGCGCCGGCGACCAAGAGACCGACAGGAGCAGCAGCCCAGAUCACAGCAUCUACGGAGACUCUCCCUCCAUGCCCGGCAAGUUCGAGGUCCCCAUGCCCCCCGGUCACGGACACGGCCAACGGCAGCGCGACUACCGCCACUACGGCACCCCCGAGAUGCCGCGCGGGACCGCAAAUCUGCCUCACCUUCCACCCAACGCUCUCCAGCCCCGUCUCCCCGGCACGCAUCACGGCCACCCAAAGCACCUACCCAGGGCAGAGAAGCUCCCGCUCACGGGGUACGAGCUGAUCGCUUCCAAGCUAUGCGCCGGCGACGACACGGAGAGGUCAAGCAUCAAGCCUAUCUACCGGCGCUUCGAGGCUCUCAACCACCGCCUGCUGCUUCACCUGCAGGACGAGCUUGCCGAGCUGGAGGAGCAGCUCCACCGCCUCGACACGGCCGACACGCAGACGCGGCGGAUGCAGAACUGCUUCCUGCCAGCAUCGAGGAGGCAGGACUCCCUCACCGCGGGCGAGCUACAGUGGCACAAGACGGAUAUUCUAGGCAAAGUUGGCUAUAAACUCAGUCAAUACAACCACGUCCUCUCAUCCUUCAAAGAGACACAGCACCUACCCAACCCAGACCCCCAAGACGUAGACUUCUACCGCGCCUACCUCGCAAACCACAAUCCCAUAGUCGAAAUCGAAACACGCUUCCUCGAUCCCGCAGACGACCUCGUCUCCCUCGCCCGCCCACCCUCUUCAUCAUCAUCCGCCUCAAGCUCCAGCUUCUCGAGCGACGACCUCCGCACCCCUCAACCGCGCAACGCAAAACUGCCCUCCCUUUCCUCCCUGCUGACUCCAGAAAGUCAAAGCGCAGAUAGGGCGGAGCGUAUCCGUCGCCUGCUCAUCUCAGCUCUGACGGGGUACCUGCCCACCCUCGCCAUCGCUUUUGCCGCAGCGUUCUUGCUGCCGAUUCUCGCGUUUGCAGUGAUUCCGGGGUUCGUGGGGCGUAUGGCUGUUGUGUUGCUUGUUGCUGUUGGCGUUGCUGCUGGUGUGGUGCAGGCGGGGUUGUUUAGUAGUCUUGGGGCGGAUCGUCCUGCGAAGGUAGCUGCUACGGAGGGGGUAUUGGCUUCUGGAGUUUAUGUUGGUGUUAUGGCUGUUGUUGCUGGGAUCUUGGGGUGA
Messenger RNA from Colletotrichum paranaense, 2025 nucleotides. RefSeq lists its product as uncharacterized. The coding region runs from base 1 to 2025 and encodes 674 amino acids. The record is from RefSeq and is a predicted model, not a curated record. The transcript has 2 exons. Lineage: Eukaryota; Fungi; Ascomycota; Sordariomycetes; Glomerellales; Glomerellaceae.